AGGAGGGGGUAGACGUUUGGAUAGGGUCACUAUUUGGCAGGAAGGCGAUGCCUUCUCCUGGUACAGAAAUUGAGCCAAAAAGAGAACAAAUUGGGAGCUCCAAAUCUGGCAGAGGAAAUGUAGUGGGGGGGAGGGGUUCCAAAGACGAAGGAAGGGAAGGAAAACAAGGAACUGGAAUUUGAGGGUAUGGGCCGGGUCUGGAAGUUCAGCAGGAGAGCUUGAGGCGGGAGUUGCUGUUAGUGCUGCCGAGAAAACCUAUGACGGAUAAGGCAGGCAGAAAAAAGGGAGGAGGUUAGGACACUAAAAAAAUAAUAAUAUAUCAUUGAGACAGAGCUGCAACAAAUCGCAAGGACUGGAGGGACUGUGUAGUAACCUGAAUGUUAUGUCUAUGCAGCACUCUUCAGGUUGGAGUAGCCUGACAUCGGAACCACUUGCUGUGGAUUGAAACACAGAAAUCUUGCUUGGAUGGUGGACUAAAAGGACACAGUUUCUUUGUAUAGACUGGAACAAAAAAGGGAAAUUGGAGGAAUAGGAUUUUUACCCUAGUUUGGCAGCUUUGCUGCCCUUUUAUACACAGAUGAAUGAAGACCCCAUUCGGAAAGGCAGCAGGUCAGAGAGCCAGAGGUGAUGCAGCACAUGCAGGUGUGUCUGCCAGUAUGAUGAAAAAAAGGACUUCUCACAACUUCAUCUCGAAUUAGUGAUGCUCACUUGGCAGACACAAUGAUUGGUAAAGCUGUUGAACACAUGUUUGAAACAGAAGAUGGUUCUAAGGAUGAGUGGAGAGGAAUGGUCUUAGCAAGAGCUCCCAUAAUGAACACAUGGUUUUAUAUAACCUACGAGAAGGACCCCGUUUUAUAUAUGUAUCAGCUAUUAGAUGACUACAAAGAAGGAGAUCUCCGCAUCAUGCCAGACUCUAAUGAUUCCCCUCCAGCAGAAAGAGAACCAGGAGAAGUUGUGGACAGCCUUGUAGGAAAGCAAGUGGAGUAUGCCAAAGAAGAUGGCUCAAAAAGGACUGGCAUGGUAAUACACCAAGUGGAAGCCAAACCCUCUGUUUAUUUCAUAAAAUUUGAUGACGAUUUCCAUAUUUAUGUCUACGAUUUGGUGAAGACAUCGUAGAUGUAAUAUUUGACUUAUUGCCAAACAGGUGGAUUUAUUAAAUGUAAAAUAUGUAGACAAACCUGUCCACUUCUGUCCAAUUAUGUGACGCUUCAGAUUCCAGGCAAGCCCGCAACCCCUUAAAGGAAGUAAAAAACGCUGUUUUGUUGCUAAGAACAAAAAAAAAUAAUUUUCCACAUCAAAAGGAAACAAACCACGUUCUGUGAAUUACAACUCAUUUUGCAUAAUGGAAUUUAUCCUUUAGAAGGAAACUGAUCUAGUAGUGGUGAAUUCAAACAAAAGAAGCAUGGAUGCAAGAGACAAACUGGGCGAAUUCUGUAAAUUUUCAAAGUGGGGGGAAAAAAAGGUUAUAAAAAUGUAAUUGUUGUAUUUCUUAAGCACUCAUUCCUCAUCAAUACAAGUCCAGUUUGGUAUAUCUAACUACUUUAACAUAGUUAUCAGUAUGUAUUUCAAGUAAAAGUAUUUUUCCCAGUGUUACUUAUGUCUUAUAAUGUGGGGAGUGUGGUGCUGCAGUUCAGUUAUCCAGCUGCCCAGUGAUGUAGGGUCUUUUUUUUUUCUUUGGUCCCUCUUGUUACAACUUUCUGAUUCAUAAUAUUUUGUUACUUUUUGUACCUGUUUUGUCAGAAAUCUUGUUAUAGUACAACAAUUGACAACUUAUUUCCAUUUUUUUUUAUCCCAUCCCAGUAAAAAGGAUUAUUCAGCAAAUAUGAGUGUUUGUGUGUAGACUCAAUAAUUGUGUCAUGGUUCAUCCAUAAAAAAUACUUUUAUACGAAUAGUCUGCAAACCUUAACUCAACUUUAUUAUUUCAAAAUGCACAAUACUAAGAGGAACAAGUUGCUUUAUAAAUGUAUGUGAAAAAAAACAUCCAUGUAUAUUUUUUUUUUCCUUUUCAGUUUAUUCUAGAGUUUUUGCUUGAAGAUGUAGACCAAUCUUCUGAAGUGAUGUGGAUAUUGGAACACUAUCCCAGGCUAUCUUGCCAAUGGAGUUUGUUUUUCUAACUAUUCUCUUAAUGUUGAGUGUGCAAAUUGCUAUGCAGGAUCUCCAUGAGUAAAUCACCUUACUUGGUCACAGGUUGAAGUGAUUUGUUUUCGUUGGGUUUGUUUCUUUUAUAUCAUUAAUGGUUUGGUAUUUAAGGGCUAAAUUUAAAGGGACUUUAUAGUGCCAGGCUGUACUAAAAUUCUGUUCCAAAUUGCAGCCUUUGCAUUACCCCUUGGGAGGAUUGGGUCUGGCACUGCAUGGUUACUGAAUAUCAAACUUUUUCCAAGACCAAGCACUUUUAUGAUCCAAAUGUGAUGCUUAAGGCAACUGAAUGUUCUACACACCAGAGAAACAGCAGUGCAUCAUAAAACAGGGGAGCAACUUCUUUAUGCGCUAUAUAAUCGCCGGAAUGUUGAUGGUGGAAGAGGAAAAAAUAUUAAUGUAUUAUGCAAAGUUCAUUGGGUUAUAAUCUGCACACAUUUAUGUGAACCUUUUGAAUCUAAUAGAUUAUUUGUAAAUACGUCUUUACUACUCUUGGCAUCUUCCUGAAGGUGCAGCUGUUUUGCUUAUCUGUGCACAAAUAAAGUACUGUAUCCAGUACAAUUAUUGCUUGUAAUACUAGUACAGUUUAAUGUAACUUUAACUGCAACACAGUGACAGAAGGCAUUUAUUGUUCUCUACUUCUUCAGAAUUCUUAAGAAUUAAAGGAACCACGAUCGUAGCAAUGGGCCACACACUCCAAACUUGACAAAUUGUAGCAAUUGCAGUUCUUACAUUAAAUUAGUCAAACUGCACUAUAAGACAUCUGGUGUCCCUCAAAACACAGCUAAAAGUACUUAAAUAUCCAUUGUAGACACUCAAGUAUUUUCCAAAAUUGUGUUGAAACUUCCAUAUCUAGCCUUAAAUUGCGUGCCUCGUUAUGUGUAAUGUUCAUCAAUGCUCUUAACGGGAUACAUUUCCUUUUGAGGAAUUCUACCAUGCUCUUAUUGUUGGUUUCAUUGUGAAGCCACAAGUAAUCGUCAAGUCCUCCCCUUGUAGCUUGUACACUUUGCACCUAUUAAACUUCUUUACAGUAGCCAGAGCUCUUUCUAUCUAGCUUGUUUUAUUUAAACAAGUACUUUUAAACCCAUUAUAGGUCAAAACCCAGAGUUAUUAUGGAGGAGAAUAUUUAGUCCCAGUUUCCUAAACUACUUUGUAUUUUAAAUUAAACUGAUGUUAAAACAAGUUUUUUUAUUGUUUUGUUUGUUUUUGUCCAUAGCUAUUGCACAUUGUCUAGUAAAGGCGAGCUUUUAUCCAGUAAAUAACUGCACAAGAUAUUUUAGUUAUGAGUUUUGUUUAAUGCAUCACUUUAUAUUUUCCAAUACCUUAGAGUACUUUAUCAUAGAGGGUAUUUUAAACCUGCAUCCAUUUCUACAGCCUAUAUCCAGCCCCCACUGCUGCUGUUGAGGGUAAUACAGUCAGAGGCUAUAUGCCUGUUUGUUUGGUUUUUAGUGGGUGCCUUUCUCCUCAAAGAAGCAAACAUUCUGGUACAUACUCAUUUAAAAUAAUGGUUCAUACAAUAUACUCAAUUUGCCUGCAGCCUAUGAACAACAAAUCAAAAAGGCAGCAGUGGAGCCUGAGAAGAGGCAGCUAACUGCGCAAGGUAAUUUUCAGUUAAAAUAUGCAUAUAUUACCUGGCUCUGUGAUUUAGUACUGAUGGGCAUGGGAAGUAAUGCAGUAAACUUAAUGCAUCCCACCAUUAUGGGUCUACAAUUUUAUUUAUUUUUGUGUGCGUUAAACAAAGUGAUCUGAUUCGCGAUAAUGUUUAUUUGUAUAAACUUGUAAGCAGCAUGCAUGCAGAUCGUAAUUUAAAACCUGGCUCCAUGAACCCAAACUAUAAAUUGUGCCACUCAAUAGUUUGUCAUGUUCAUGCCUAAAUCUGUAUUAAAUGUUUAAAUUGGGGUGCAUCAUUUAUUUCUAUUUGUAUGUAGCUGAUGUUAACAUGUUACAAACGCUGUUCUCCAGUAAUAUGUAUGGAGUACACGCUUGCUCAUUUGUGUAGGUAUUAUCCUUUUGUUUAAUUGCGAUAUCCCCCCCCCCUUCCUUCUUGUUCUUACUUGAAUGCAUUGUUUGAGUGUCUGGAGACGCAUUUACUCUGCAGCCAUCUUUUUUUGAAAAUUAGUUAAGGCUCAUUUUAGAUCUGCAUGUUGUGCUUAUGUUAUACUGUUUAACGUACACUUUUGGUUCCUGAUGCUAGGGGUUGCUUUGACAAAUCCAAAAUUUUAACAGUUUUUUGACUGGAUGUUAAGUCUCUGUAAUCAACUUAACUUGCCUUUCAUUUACCUACUCUUGAAUUGUAUUCUUUGUGUGUGAUAUGUAAAUCUUUUCUAAAGAAAAAUAUAAAAAAUAUGAAAAAAAUAA
Bombina bombina (fire-bellied toad) is the source of this 4494-nucleotide messenger RNA. RefSeq names its product spindlin 1 (gene SPIN1). Gene Ontology annotation, biological process: gamete generation. Lineage: Eukaryota; Metazoa; Chordata; Amphibia; Anura; Bombinatoridae. The record is from RefSeq and is a predicted model, not a curated record.